Messenger RNA from Encephalitozoon romaleae SJ-2008, 1401 nucleotides. RefSeq lists its product as hypothetical. Bases 1 to 1401 code for a protein of 466 amino acids. The transcript has a single exon. NCBI's taxonomy places the organism in Eukaryota, Fungi, Microsporidia, Unikaryonidae. The record is from RefSeq and is a predicted model, not a curated record.
AUGAAACAGUUAGACUUUCUGAGAAGAAUUGUAUCUGGGCAGAGGGAUCUGGAAAAGGAGUUUGUGCAGGCACUUCUCCGAAGCGAUGUGCAAAAGAGCAUUGGGCUUGGAAAGAUGCUUUUUUCCAGGAAUCCUAUGUUCCUCGUAACCUCCCUUCUCAUUGAUUUUCUAGGAAACCCAGGAGAUGAGAUUAAGAAGGAUCUCUUUCUAGAGUCUCUGAAGGAUGCUACUAUCAAGAGCAAUCUGAUCUGGAUGCUGUACAAAAGAGGGCUGCUAAUUGAAGAGAUGUAUCACUAUGUUCAAGGAAUUACUUUUAAAGACCAUUUGUACUAUCUUGUCCUCAAGGAGGCAUGCAUACAUGGGCAUCAUAAGCUUCUUGGGAAGAAGGAUGGCCUGGAAUGUGUAGAAUUUCUCCUUGACAGCCUGGAUGACUGGGAUCUAUACAAGUAUGCAUUGGACAACAAAAUAGAGGUACAGAAUAGAGAAAGUCUGAACUAUGAAUACUAUCUUCUUCAUAAGUUAAAGGAAAAGGGUAGGGCUGUUGAGCUUCUGAAGUCAAGAACAUGUUUCAGAGAGAUAGAGUUUAUCGCUGAGAUGGUUGGGCUGGAAAGCCAUCCGCAUGAAGCGAUUGACUGCACAAUUCAACUGAUGAGGAAAGGGUUUGAUGAGGGUCUCCUGAGGAGAGCUUAUGAAGUAUAUAGAAGAGAUAUGUCUGUAUUUAAUACAAAGGUGGUCAUUGCUAUUUUGAUAGCAUCACGAAAAGCCUCUUUUCUUGCUCUAGCGUUGUACCUGUCCUUCAGGCAUAGAAACAGCUAUCAAGGGAACUAUGAAAUAUUCCUAAUCUUUACAUUUCUCUGUAGGUACUUCUGGUUCUAUCCAUAUGUUCUGAAGUGCUUGGAGUGUAUGAAUGUUAAGAAUGCUCAGAUACCGAACCUGUCAUUCAUAUGGUCGGACAUACUCAUUACCAAAGGGAUAAAGGAUGAAAAGAGAAGGAUAGGGGCCAUCAUUAACUUCCAAGAGUCUAUAAACGACCUGGACAAUAGCAUCAAAUACUUUAUAAUUGUUGGGAAUCUUGCACACGUUGUCGAUGCCCUUGAGCUGAGAAAGUCAAUUGAGAAGUCUGUGAUACUCUCUGAGCUGAAGGAGAGUAGGAUAAUUGGAACAAAUGGCAGCAACAGCUUUCACCAGCUUCUAGGAACACGAUGUAGCUAUCUAUUUGAGAAAAUGACUGUUGGGAAGAUGCCCAAGGGAAGAGGGAUGUUUUUAACUGACUUCUAUGUCUCCGACUCUUGUACCCUGGAUGAGGUACUGAACAACGGGCUGUGCAAGGUUGAAGAAGACUUUGUGGCUUUCUUUAAGGAGAUGGUUAAAUAUCAAGAAUACAUGAAUAAACUUAAGUAA